CGCUACAACUUUGCUGCAACAUCCAUUGUUGUUGAAUUAGACCAGUAAAUUCAGCAAUGCUGUGAGAUGUCAUCAAUCGCAUCCGGAACUGUCCGAAGGGUGCCUUUCAGGUCAUAGAUUGCGACAAUGGGCGGCAGGCGGCCCCUCCGUCUUCUCCGGCCUUAUGCCUUUCAACUCCUGCCAAGAAAGCCCGAUCUCUACUGCCGCUUCUACUCAGUUAUCCGCAGCACUUGCGCCGGCCACGAUCCCUCUAAUCGAUCGAGGUUGGAUGCACGUGAGUGUAGCAGACAGGUUUAUACUCUGGCACGGCAGCCGGUAUCUGCCACUGAAUCUCCCAGUACUGUGAAAGCAAAGCGCAUAAAGAAGCUCGAGCAAUUCAAUGCCCUUCAAUACCCCCGGCUACCUAUCUUAACACCCGACGAUCCCCCGACCCUUUCUAUAACGGUAGCAGAGUUCAGGCAGAGAUAUGAUGAUCUGUCCCCAGAUGUGGCCGACAUUGCCAGAGAGGUAACUCUUCAAGGAAGAAUCACAGCCAUCAGGAGACUUGGUUCAAAAUUGGUAUUCUUAGAUAUUCAGGGCAGUUUUGCCAAGGUGCAAGUCCAGAUCGGCUCCAAUGCUUUCUCAGAACAAGUCACCCAUAAGGAAUUCAAAGACGCCGUCGGCCCAUUGCUUCGCGGGGAUUUUGUGUCGCUGACUGGAACGCCUUGUCGAACCAAUGUCGGCGAACUUACGCUCAGGUUGACCAAGCUCCCCAAGCUUAUGAGUCCAAGCCUGCUACCUAUUCCCGAGAGCUUGGUCGAUGAGGAAACUAUGGUCCAAAAUCGGUCCAUGGAUCUAUUGGUCAACCCAAAAUCCUCAGAUUUGCUACGUUUCCGUUCAGACUUGAUAUGGUGGUUAAGAAACUACUUCCGUGAAGGUGGCUUCAUGGAAGUACAAACUCCCAUCCUGUCCGACUACGCUGGUGGGGCUACGGCUCGGCCCUUUCUGACCUCGGCCACCGAGUUUCCGAAUAAGGAGUUGGCCCUGCGUAUCGCACCUGAGCUAUGGCUAAAGCGCCUGGUUGUUGGUGGAUUUGACAAAAUCUAUGAAAUCGGCCCAGCUUUUCGGAAUGAGGGACUGGACGCCACGCAUAAUCCCGAAUUCACUAUGUGCGAGUUCUACUCGGCCUUCUCUAGCCUGCAAGACUUGUGCAGGUUUACCCAAGAUCUGAUACGGUACCUUGCCAAACAGUCGGAUACCGUCAUAAGUGCUGGGCAGUAUGCGUCCCUUGAGCCGAUCGACCACGCUUAUUUCGAUCUCCGGAUCAAGAAGAUCCAGUUCAUUCCUGGUCUCGAGAAAGCAAUUGGCAUCAAGUUCCCUGAUCUGCAGGCACCAGAUGCCUUAGAUCAGCUGGUUGCAGAGUUGACCGAGAAGAAAUUCGCGGUAACACCUGACCUGACCCUCAACAAGCUCCUAGACAGGCUAGCAGGCGUCUUCCUGGAGCGCAUUUCCUUCCAUCAACCCAUCUUCAUCACUCAUCAUCCCGCUUGCAUGUCACCACUCGCCAAGUCGUUCAUCUGCCCUGAAACCGGCCAACUAGUGUCUGCUCGCGCCGAGCUCUUCAUUAAGGGCGCAGAGAUUGCCAACAUGUAUGAAGAGGAAAACAAUCCCUUUGAGCAGCGUCGGAAGUUCGAGCAGCAAGUGCAGGCAGCCGAGUCGGGUGAUGCAGAGGCUGUCGAAGGCCGAGUCAAGGUCGAUGAGAGCUUUAUUCAAGCUUUGGAAUGUGGACUCCCGCCUACUGGCGGAUGGGGCUGCGGUAUCGAUAGGCUCGUGAUGCUCUUCUCGGGUGCGAAAAGAAUCAGCAGCACUCUCGCUUUUGGCAACUUGCGUCAUGUGGUCUCGCCUCCGAAGAUGGAGAAGUGAACGCCCAAGCCUAGUUCGUGGAGCCGCGCUGCCGCAUAGUUUUAUGUAAUAUACCUGUACACUACUGUGCGCAAUGAGAUACCCCUGUAUGACAUCAACUUCUCUGCGGUGUGACUGAAUAUCUCGAGUGACG
Molecule: messenger RNA, 2035 nt
Organism: Pseudomassariella vexata
Lineage: Eukaryota; Fungi; Ascomycota; Sordariomycetes; Amphisphaeriales; Pseudomassariaceae
Exons: 2
Coding region: 127-1902 (591 amino acids)
Biological process (GO): mitochondrial lysyl-tRNA aminoacylation
Cellular component (GO): mitochondrion; cytoplasm
Molecular function (GO): lysine-tRNA ligase activity; tRNA binding; ATP binding
Source: RefSeq, a predicted model, not a curated record